GUUGGUUUCUUUGCGCCAUUUUCUUUCUUUAAAGACAUGACAUGUAUGUGAUGUGGUAAAGUAGCUAAAUAAUCAUUUCUUCUGUAUUGUAUUGUACGUAUAAUACGUAACGUACUUCAUCAACCAAAAUGUCAUUAACAAGUUUACUGUCUGCGCCUAGCCAAGCUGUUUGGGAUCGCGAGGAUGAGGCACGAGAACAAAAACUUCGUCAAAGACCAGUAUCUGCUUUGGUCAAAGCUUUUGUGACAGCUCCACCUUAUGGACAGCGUAAGGGCUGGGUACCACGCAGUGCUGAAGACUUUGGAGAUGGUGGGGCAUUUCCAGAGAUUCAUGUCGCACAAUAUCCACUGUCUAUGGGUAUGAAAGGUAAAGAGACAACUAGUAAUGCCCUUGCUGUUCAGUUGGAUGCACAAGGUAAAGUGAAAUAUGAUGUUAUUGCCAGACAGGGUCAUUCCAAAGAUAAGAUUGUGUACAGUAAAUUGAGUGACUUAUUACCUUCUGAAAUCACAAGUGAAAAUGACCCGAGUCUACAGAAACCUUGUGACGAAGAAAUUCUUGAAACAACAGAAAAGACACGGAAAGCUUUAGAAAAGAUCACAGAAUCUAAAAUUGCUGCUGCUAUGCCUGUUAGAUGUGCUGAGAAACAAGCACCUGCACAAUAUAUUCGAUAUACUCCUUCGCAGCAGGGUCAGUCUUUUAAUUCUGGUGCCAAACAAAGGGUUAUUAGAAUGGUUGAAGCUCAGGUUGAUCCUAUAGAACCACCAAAAUUCAAAAUUAACAAAAAAAUUCCUCGCGGCCCACCAUCACCACCUGCUCCAGUAAUGCAUUCACCUACAAGAAAAGUUACUGUAAAGGAACAGAAGGAGUGGAAAAUUCCUCCUUGCAUCAGUAACUGGAAGAACGCUAAAGGUUACACUAUUCCUUUGGAUAAACGUUUGGCAGCGGAUGGUCGUGGCUUGCAGCAAGUUCACAUAAACGAGAAUUUCGCAAAGCUCGCUGAAGCCUUGUACAUUGCUGACAGAAAAGCUCGCGAAGCCGUAGAAAUGCGAGCGCAGCUCGAAAAAAAAUUGGCACAAAAGGAAAAGGAAAAGAAGGAAGAUCAUCUUCGUCAAUUGGCCCAAAAAGCUAGAGAGGAACGUGCAGGGCUUAAAUCGGCUGCUGCUCUAGACAAAGCUGAAGAGACACGCGAGCGUGAUCAGCUUAGACAAGAACGGCACAAGGAUCGUGCACGAGAGCGUAAUCUGGCUCGUGCAGCCCCAGACAAAAGAUCUCGUCUCCAGAGAGAACGGGAGCGUGAUAUCAGUGAACAAAUAGCCUUGGGUCUGCCUGCAAAGAGUAUCUCAAGUUCCGGAGAAGCUCAAUUCGAUCAACGUCUAUUCAAUACUAGCAAGGGAAUGGACAGUGGUUAUGGCCACGAUGACGAGUACAAUGUUUACGACAAACCUUGGAGGGACUCUAGUUCAAUUGGUUCACAUAUUUAUAGACCUGGCAAAAAUAUCGACAAAGACAAUUAUGGAGACGAUCUGGAGAAACUGGUAAAGACUAGCAGAUUCGUUCCUGAUAAGGAGUUCAGUGGUACUGACAGAUCGGCCACACGUUCCGGUCCUGUACAAUUUGAAAAAGAUGAGGAAGAUCCUUUCGGUUUGGAUCAGUUCUUGAAGCAGGCGAAACGUGCAAGCAGUUCCAAUGCUACGACGAAACGCAAGGAAGAUCGCGAAACUCGAAGAGACGAUCGUGAUAAACGUAGAAAGCACUGAAUCAUUUAUUAAAUGAGCUUUUUAAUUCUUCAAAUACAUUUUAAAGCUAUUAUAACUGUUAUAUUGUGUGGACUGUAUGAUUAGAGGUCAGAUUUGUUAUGCGACAAAAAUCAUGUUUCACUUAUAUUAAUCCACAAGUAAUUAUCAUAUGUCAGUGCGAUUCGCAUAUUUCAAUUUUUAUAUUAACUUGAGAUGCUUUAAUUAAUAACAGUUGCAUGUCGCAAAACAAAUUCAGACUAUAAUAAAUUAUCUUUCCUUUCUAUUCUUUUUGGGUUUAUCCCAAAUGGGACACGUACCGAUAACUAGUCCCAUUGAUUCAGAGAAUUAGGAAGUUCACAUAAGUUAGCAAUUUACCUUGCGACACGAACCUUAUUUAGACAAGUUUGAGGACUUACAGAGUUCAAAUUCGAAUCCGAGUAGAUUAAUGUCUCCACAAGCAGGAUGCAUAAAACCACGAUCCUUCCAGUCGAAAUCCGUGAUGCUAUUCACUGAGUCGUCAUUAUAAUAAAUUAUACGCUUUGAAAUACAAGCACAGUCGAACCUUCCAAAA
This is a messenger RNA of Cephus cinctus (wheat stem sawfly), 2307 nucleotides long. RefSeq names its product puff-specific protein Bx42 (gene Bx42). Gene Ontology annotation, biological process: mRNA splicing, via spliceosome. The transcript is spliced from 8 exons. Gene Ontology annotation, cellular component: spliceosomal complex. Bases 129 to 1757 code for a protein of 542 amino acids. NCBI's taxonomy places the organism in Eukaryota, Metazoa, Arthropoda, Insecta, Hymenoptera, Cephidae. The record is from RefSeq and is a predicted model, not a curated record.